AAGGUGGGUAUAAUAAAGAGUCUGACGAAUAGAAAGGUAGGCGUCAAACCGGAUAACGCAUCUAUCUAUGCCUGUCUUAGGCAACAGUCAUCAUCGACUAACAAGACAUAUUGCGAUUCCCGGGGUAACUCACCCCGGAUAGAGCUCAGAUCAUCCUAUUAUCGACAAAAGACACCAACUGAAUUGACAUUGCUUCCCUAUUUUAAAAAUGUGCCCGCUGUUGAACAACAAGAAUUAGUUUUAAAGAACAUUCAGCAGUGCUGCGUCGUUUUUAACUUCAACGAUUCCACCGCAGAUAUGCCAAGCAAAGAAAUAAAACGUCGAUUCCUCACCAAACUGAUUGAAUGUAUUGGUUCCUCUAAACGCCUUGCACGUAUCCCCAUACCAACCAAUCAUUCAAAUGAUUCUAUGUGUUUUAAGGUUAGGUGUCUAGCGUACUUUGACCCGGAAGAAGAUGAUCCAGUUUUUGAGGUUGCAUGGCUACACCUGAUGCAUGUCUACGAAUGUGUUCUUCGCGUAUUUGAAUUGUCCAAAUUCUUCCAGCUUGAGGUUUGUCUUACAGCUUUUAGAAUGGGGAGGGUGAACUGUUGGAAUUUGAACUCACGCUUAAGAGCGAGCACAAGCUUCUUGGCCAAAGUUUAUACUCCGCUUCACAAAGCCAAAUCCCUAGUUCUGUUUCACCCACAGCUGGCCUACUACAUAGUACAAUUUCUUGAGAAAGAAUCUACUCUGACCGAACAAGUGGUCAAGGGUCUGUUGAAAUUCUGGCCGAAAACCUAUUCUCAGAAAGAGAUCAUGUUCCUGGCGUUGGGUUAUUGGAAUAACGAAAAUAUCGUAUCAAUGUUUGAAGAAAACCAUGAAGUCCUUAUUCCCAUCUUGUUCUCAUCAUCACAUGAUCCCUGGAAGCACAGCAUCGUCGCAUUAAUUCAAAACGUUGGAAAAUACAAAGCCGAACGAAAACGGAAAGGCGAAAAAGCACGACAGGAAUUGUAG
Messenger RNA from Echinostoma caproni, 993 nucleotides. Lineage: Eukaryota; Metazoa; Platyhelminthes; Trematoda; Plagiorchiida; Echinostomatidae. The record is from the annotation of a GenBank genome assembly.